CAGAAUCAGAUGCUAGCGUCAGUAGUCAGAACAGGAAUUGUGACAUACUUAUGUGUAAUAAGUUCCGCUGUAAGGCGAACUGAUUUGCGUUUAGGGAGGUUGUGAUGUUAACAAUUGCCGAUAUAACCUACUAGAUAAAAAAAAUGCAGGUAGAAACAGAGAAUAAAGCCAUAGCGUUGUUGCCACAGGUUAAUGAAGAAUUGUUACGUGAAGCUGAGGAUAUAUUCAGAAAGCACGGUGAUUUUACUGAUGAUGUCUUGCUUGCUCUUCAUUCACUAUAUGGUAAUCCAUUUGAGCGAGCUUUGGAACUCCUUGAAAAAAAUUGUGUUGUUUUUUUACGAACAACGAAUAAAUUAAGAUAUGUUAUACAGGUAACAGGGAGUUCGGGGACACCAUACACCGUUUUUCCAUCAGUUAACUACUGCUCUUGCCCUGCAUAUCGUUAUCAUGUAGCUGGAACCCAGACUGACUUGACGUGUAAGCAUGUUCUUGCAGGAAAGCUCUGUGAAAUAAUGGGUAAAGGCAGAGAAGUGGUUGUGUCAGCAAAUGAAAUGAUAAGAAUCCUCUGUAGUGCAGCAAAACUUGACACCAAAUAGACUUGGCAAUAUUGCUAUUGCCAAAGAGAUUUGGUAGUGUAAGAUUCUUCUUUAAUGAUUGCCUACAUUAAUAUAAGGUACCAUCCAAAAUAUUGUGUAGUAUUCACAAAGAAAGUGAACACCAUUGUAACUAUAAUAAUUUACAGUGUAAUCACUUCCACAUCAGUCCUAAAAUGAUAUGUAAGUUGUUUACUGUCUUAUAUUAUUAUUGUCAGUGCAGUUGAAAGUAUCAUACUGUAGUAAUUUGUUGCCAUAGAUGUCAUGGGCAUUGUUUAAUUCUGAAAAUACAUUUCACAAAUGGGAUUGUAGCCUGUUCCAACAUAUGAUGUAACAUGGAGUUUAUUCAUUUAUCCUUCUAUUGACAAUAUGCUCUGUUUGUAUGUCAUCUGAAUUUGUACAUCUAUUAAAUAUACACUGUUUAAAUAAACACAAUUUUUAUGUCAAUUUAACAUGUUUGUACAGCUUGUAUCUCUGUUCUUUUGUAAAUCUUAAUUAGACUUCGUUUAUUUAGCAUUUACAUACAUAUUGUUCAAAAUACAAUUAUGCCAAAUGAACUAUUGCUGAGACCACGUUAUCAUAUAUCACUGGAGAAUUAAUUUAGUAAUUCCAAGGAUUAUAUUUAAUUUAACACUGAAGUUUCAUAAGUUCAUCAAUGCUAUAGAUGAUGUUGACUUAUCAGCAUGUUUUUAGUUAUCUUUUGAAACUGCAUAGUUCUGAAAUACUCUUGAGUCUGAGGCAAAAUAUUGAAUAAAAGUUUUGGUUAAUAUAGUACAUGUUUUUAUCUUGUCUGUGCAUUUCCCUACAAAAAUCUUCUUUGUUUCUUAUGAUCCUACUGUUUAAUACUACUGUAAUCCCAUAAGACUUCAAGGAGACUAUGCAUACAUGCUGGCAUAGUCAAGAUUUUAAGUUCUUUAAAUAAUUUCCUACGCAAUUAACUUUUGGAGACAAAAUUUUAUGUUUCUACACACCUCAUCUGGGGUUUAAAGGUUUGGUGUGCCAUGCUCAUGUUACCCCAGAACAGAACCCUGUACCUUAGUUAAUCUGUGUUUCAGCAAGUGAUAUGCACACAACAGUGUUUCUAUAUUACAUUACGUCUUGAGCAUUCUUAAUAUGUAACAAUUCACCAAGCAGCGGCAGAACACAUCACUAUUGUGACUUUAACAAUAAUUGAUUGUUUUCGUUGCUAAUAUAGUAAUAAUAUUUAGUUGGUUUCCUGUUUAGUAUUUCAUUGUAACUUUCCCUAUUAAAUGAGCAUCUAUCCUUACUGCUAAGAAUUACUUCAAUGUAUUGGUGUGCCACUAGUGAUAUGAACUGUAUUACUCUCUUUAACUGUAAUUACAUAUUGU
Molecule: messenger RNA, 1942 nt
Organism: Schistocerca piceifrons (Central American locust)
Lineage: Eukaryota; Metazoa; Arthropoda; Insecta; Orthoptera; Acrididae
Product: zinc finger SWIM domain-containing protein 7-like
Exons: 3
Coding region: 144-596 (150 amino acids)
Biological process (GO): double-strand break repair via homologous recombination
Cellular component (GO): Shu complex
Molecular function (GO): zinc ion binding
Source: RefSeq, a predicted model, not a curated record